AUGCAAUUUACUGCAAUACUGAUAUGUCUCUAUUGUAUUUCACGAGCAGCGCAGCAGCUCUCCUUGGACGAGAUUGAAGUAUAUAACCAGACAAGUGCUGUUCCGUUACGCCCUGGUCUCUAUCUGGGAUAUUUAAAACUUCAUGCGUCAGUUGAUCUGAUACGUGUUUUAGUAUCACAGUCGGCACCAAACGUCCUCCCAAACGUAAAAGUCCGGGACUGCUCCAACAUUUCUGUGGAGGAGUGGAAAUGGUUGAAGUCACUAUCCCCAGAUCUGCAGAAGAGCUCAGCAAUGUCGACCAAUCAGCAAGCUUUCCACAGUUGUCUUUCAAAAGCAUCGGAAAAACUUUUCAACAUGUUAGGUAUAUCUGAGGAGAUGUCGUUAUUGCAUCGUUUAUAUGAUGUUGAAGUUAUAGAACUGAGUCCGCAGGUCUCGUUUAUCCUCAUGUUGCCCCCGGCGGAGGAUCUAUGUAUCAUACCAGGUCAGAGUGACGAGAUCGCCGAGAGAGUAGAUUUCACUCUUCUGCCUGUACAAGUGUUUGAAAUGAUUCAUAUGUGUACAUACCAACCACAGUUCAUCAGUCGCUACUCUCGUCUUUCAUCCAUUCUCGAGAUGGACACCAUUUUAGCGCAACAGAUGCAAAGAGAGGCUUUUUCCAAAGAAGAAUUGAAUACAGCAAAAGAUCGCGUUAAGAGACUUCUAAAUUUACAAAAUGACCUUGAUAAAGCGUGGAAAGGGAUGCGUUGGAUUAUGGACAUUAUUACGCAUGCUAGGUCUCGAACUUUUGUCGGAUGCAUUCCGGUACGAACUUUUUAUCAAGCAAAUGGAGACAAUUCGUUAUCAAAUGACCUUGAACACAAGGGCAAAAUACUUGAUAACAACAAUUAUGAAGGCUACUCAACUUCAUGUAAUUCCAAUGAAAUCAGUGUAGGAAAAGAUCACGUCAAAAUUGCAAAGUUUUACGAUCCAAAUGACGAUGAUCUGCAAAACAGUCGUGUUGAGACGAAAUCUGAAACACCUAGUCAUAACGAUAAUUCAGGGAUUUUACGGGUAUACGCAGCAUACGAAACUGGAUUAGCAAAAGGAACAAGUGUAAAAUUACAUGUAACUCCACGAACUACGGCAAGGGAGGUAAUAAACUUGGUAGUGUUAAAUUUGAACCAAGCUGUGAUUAAUAAGGGAAAAUCGGGGCCAGUUUACGAGGAGGAACAAUUUUCUGAAUUCUGCUUGGUUGCUGUGAUAGGUGCAAGGGAGAGAAUUCUAAGAGACGAUUAUCAACCCUUGCAACUUCAAAAUCCAUGGACAAAAGGAAGGUUAUAUGUUCGCAUGAGAAGUAACCUGUUAGCUGCAAUUCAGCAAGGGCAGGCAACAGCAGUCUGAACACACACAGUCUUUGCAAAUAGAAAAAGAUCUGUAUUAGUUUUUUGCAUAGAAUAGGGCAAAUUUAUUUAUCAUUCCGCAAAAAUAUUUAUCAAUAAACAAAAGUUACAAUGGCAAGAAUACUAAACACCUAAGUCAGUAUAUGUAUAAUUGUGUUAUAGGUAGUCACAAAGACAGGCAAAGAUAGCAGUAUACAGACAAUUCUCGAAAAAAGUGGAGAUUUUUUUUCAGAAAUUAACACCUUGAGUGAAUUUUUGUUUUCUUUAUUUCAUGGGGAAAUGAGUGUUGAAAUUUUAAUAUAUCCAUUGUUUUGCAAUAUUUCCAAGUAGGCAUUUGUUUCUAAAUUAAGUAAAAUGUAGCUCAGCUUUCAAUGGGUAUUUACAAAAUCUCUGUCAUUUAUAUUUACAAAAUCUCUCUCAGCUUUUGCUGGAAUUUUUUUUUUUUCAAUGGCCUGAAAGGGAUUUAACUACCAAAAAAGAGAGAUUUGAUUCUAGUUUUGCAUUGAUUUCGCUGGAUUUAAGUUAUUUUAAAUUCAGUGGCCUGAAAGGGAUUUUAACUUACCGAAAAUGAGACUUACGGAGAGAGAGAGAUUAGAUUCUUGUUUCUGCAGCCCUGUAACAUGCAUUGCUUUGCUGAAUUUAAAUUAUUUUCUUUUUUAAUGUAUGGCCAUUUGUAGACUUUUUUAGCCAUUUUUUUUUUGUUCAUUUUAAAGCUUGCCAUUCAUUUCCAUAGAAAAUACACAGUAUGUAUUCAAGCA
Messenger RNA from Mercenaria mercenaria, 2137 nucleotides. RefSeq lists its product as uncharacterized. Gene Ontology annotation, cellular component: spindle. The record is from RefSeq and is a predicted model, not a curated record. The transcript has 6 exons. Bases 1 to 1380 code for a protein of 459 amino acids. Lineage: Eukaryota; Metazoa; Mollusca; Bivalvia; Venerida; Veneridae. Gene Ontology annotation, biological process: establishment of mitotic spindle orientation; signal transduction; regulation of establishment of bipolar cell polarity.